AUGGAGCACUCCUAUAGCAGCAACAGCGGCAUCAGCAACUACGGCAGCGCAAAAGAGAGGAGGCCUCCGCUGAAGAGGGGGCAGCUGAAGCGGCAGAUCAUGCGGACCAUCAGCAACCUCAUGGCGCCCAGGAACGCCGGCGCCGGCGCGGACAAGAGAGCGUCAGGCCGCACCAGCUUCGGCGCCUACAACUGA
This is a messenger RNA of Triticum turgidum subsp. durum (durum wheat), 195 nucleotides long. Lineage: Eukaryota; Viridiplantae; Streptophyta; Magnoliopsida; Poales; Poaceae. The record is from the annotation of a GenBank genome assembly.